AUGGCGACAUUAGAAUCCGCUAUUACGGGUGCAGUGGCAUCAUCUCUGGCUAAUAUUGCUGUUUAUCCCUUAGAUUUGGCAAAGACACUGGUUCAAACUCAGUUGAAAGAGGAGCAUACCAAAAAGAGUUCAGGUAGUGUUACUGACAAACCACAGAAUGAUUCUAACAACAAAAAAGAGAAAGGUGUUUUUAUGGAAAAAUCCGAAUUGAAAUACAAAGAUUCUAUUGAUUGUAUUGUAAAGGUUUUUAAGGAACGAGGAAUUUCUGGACUUUACAGGGGUAUGCCAACGUCAAUCCUGGCUAAUUUCAUACAAUCCUUUUGUUAUUUCUUUUGGUAUACUUUUGUUAGAAGAUAUUAUUUUAGAGUUAAAUCUUCGAGAGCUAAAAAAUUGGGACAAACUGGUAGGACUAGUUUUAGUACGCUUGAAGAAUUGGCAUUAGGUGUUGUUGCAGGUGCUACUUCACAACUCUUUACCAAUCCAAUUUCCAUUGUAUCCACAAGGCAACAGACUGCAGAAGGUACAAAUGAAUCUGCAUCCCUAACAUCGGUUAUAAAACAGAUUUACAAGGAACACCAAGGUGAUAUUACAGGUUUUUGGAAGGGUCUCAAAGUAUCACUAGUUCUUUGUAUCAAUCCAUCUAUUACUUUCGCAUCGUAUCAAAAAUUGAAGACAUUUUUGUUUAGUACAGAGGAAUUGAUUGGCGGUAAAAAUGAUGAAUUGGGUGCAUUACAAAAUUUUAUACUAGGGGUUUUAUCCAAAAUGAUUUCAACCCUGUUCACCCAACCAUUGAUUGUUGCAAAAGCAUCAUUACAAAGAACGGGUUCCAAAUUCCGUUCUUUCCAACAAGUUAUUUGCUACUUGUAUCAACAUGAAGGAUUAUUAGCCUUAUGGAAGGGCAUCAGGCCUCAAUUGGCAAAAGGUAUAAUAGUACAAGGUCUACUCUUUAUGUUCAAAGGUGAACUAACCAAGAUUUUGCACAGGGCUAUUUUCUUACAGUCAAAUGUUUUCUUGCGCAAGCGUUCAAUAGCAAUAUAG
Molecule: messenger RNA, 1038 nt
Organism: Zygosaccharomyces rouxii
Lineage: Eukaryota; Fungi; Ascomycota; Saccharomycetes; Saccharomycetales; Saccharomycetaceae
Gene: ANT1
Product: Ant1p
Exons: 1
Coding region: 1-1038 (345 amino acids)
Biological process (GO): fatty acid beta-oxidation; ADP transport; peroxisome organization
Cellular component (GO): peroxisomal membrane
Molecular function (GO): ATP transmembrane transporter activity; ADP transmembrane transporter activity
Source: RefSeq, a predicted model, not a curated record